CACCCCACAGACACACAGGCAAGGCUCUGAUCCCUCCCUCUAACCCAGCCGGCAGCCUAUAACCUCCGCGCUUCUCCGCCCAUUCCUCCACAGUUGAUUCUUCGGGAAGGCAUUGUCAUGCAAAUAAAGGACGCGUAAAACUAUUCCCCCGGAGCACGGCGCAGGGCAGAGACUCACAAGGACCGCGAGGAGGAGGAACACACGCAUCCCGGGGCCCCGCAAAAGUGGUUUAUCUGUCGCCACAACACGGACCCGUCCAUCUGACGCAGACGUCUGCAUGGCCACAUGAGCAGCCACAUAUAGCCAGGAACCUGGUUGGACCGUUGGAGGAAGGCCGACGGGGACCCAACAACGAGGAGGCUGCCCUUUGGUGUGGUCAUACUUCCAGUCUCCCCAGUGAAAUCGGAGGUGUCUCUUCUUCAUCUCCCUGUCCAGGCUACCUGCUGCUGCUGCUGCUGCUGCUGCUGCUGCUGCUGUUGCUGCUACUAGAGAAGGAAAAUUACAUCCAGAGACCCCUGGAGCGCUCCUUGACACUUUUAUGUUUUAGGGGAUUUAGGAUUUCUCGAAUAUUAACGUUUUUGCACACCAGGUGUGCCGUUUUCCCUUUUGUCCUUUUUUCUGGGGAUAUAUCCAGUGAUCCUUCCGCCGUUAAAGUGCCUUAAAUCUGGGUGUAAUCCAGCAUAACUGUGGCACUGUUACCAGACCAGAGACGCUCGACACAGCUUUAGAGCCGAGGCAGGAUUAUUUCUCGUUCCCCCUCAAACCUCAGCGAGUUUGCCACCAUGAGCCAGGCGGAUGUGUCGACUUGCUCCGCGCCGCAAAGGGUCUUCCAGGAGGCAGUGAAGAAGGGGAACACCAAGGAGCUGCACUCGCUGCUGCAGAACAUGACAAACUGCGAGUUCAACGUCAACUCCUUCGGGCCGGAGGGACAGACAGCGCUCCACCAGUCCGUCAUCGACGGCAACCUGGAGCUGGUGAAGCUGCUGGUGAAGUUCGGCGCAGACAUCCGACUGGCUAACAGGGAAGGGUGGAGCGCUUUACAUAUUGCCGCCUUCGGGGGCCACCAGGACAUUGUGCUAUACCUCAUCACCAAGGCCAAGUAUUCCUCUGGGGCCCGGUGAUCUGUCUCUGCUGUCAGGUAAAAAGUAGAACAUUAAAGAAAGAAAAGGAAAAAAAAAAAAAAGAGAGAGCAACAAAUUCAAUCUUGAAACUGCAACGCAAGGAGAAAACAUGCUCUUUUCAAACCAUAGCUGCCAUUAUUUACAUAUUUGUGCCAAAAUAUAUGAAAAGGAAAUACAACUGUGCAAGAAUCUCCCCUCUCUGUAAACCAAACAGGGCCAUCUGUGCGCACCGCAUGGUUCACUCAGACCAGAGCCGGCCCGAGGUUGUAAGGGGCCUUUUGCAGAAUUUGAUGUGGGAGGGGGGGGCACAUACUUUUUUUUUUCAAUUAAUUACCAGCGACCAUUGGCAGAGUUAAAUCACAGGUUUCUAUGAAGAUGGGAACAAUUUGACUGGUUGCACUGGGAUGUUUCUAGACCUAAAGCCAAACUGAUGCAGACGCUCUAAAUGCAAGCAUCCUAGAAGUACGAUCUUCUUGUAAUUAAGCUGAUUGUGUUUUUCAGCACUUUAUGGUUUAAUAUUUGCAACCUUUUUGUCCCAGGCCACAAAAGAUACAUAAAUUAGACUUAUUCAAUCAAAUCCAGUUACAGUGUGCAAUAAUUAUAAUUUAAACCGCAAAACAUUUAACUGCACCGUAAUUAUUUACUGUUAGUCCAUUUGCUGUUCUAUUUUUUAUUUUUUUUUAUAAUUUCUAAUCUUUUAAAUUAACUUUCCUGAAACAAUCUAAUCAACUAUAAAACGAAGCUAAUUUCACUAUAUAAAUCUGUAAUUUUGAAAUCUGUAGUCUUUCUAAAACAUGGGCCCCCCUUCUGAUUCAUUUGGGGCCCUAAGCAGUGCUCUUUCUCACUUAUUCCUUGGGCCGGUUCUGUCUCACACACAAUCACACAGCGCUUCAUCAUGAAUCUCUCACAAAAAGCACCUCACUCCGGUGAGCUCGUUGGUACUUAAAGCUUUCGUCUUGAACGUUCAUACAACAUCGUGUCAUUAUAGAAGAAACUGUCACACCAUAUCUGUGUGCGUGUGUAUGUGUGUGUGUGUGUGUGGAUGGUGGAGUGCAGAUGGCCCAGUUUUUUCAUUCAAAGUGAAUCGUUUCUUUGUGGGAGUGCAGAUUUGACCUGUUGCUCCUCAUUGUCCUGUAAAAAAAAAAAAAAAAAAAAAAACCACUUUUUUUUGUAAGUUAUUUUUAUGUGAAACACGGCACUUGAUGCUGCUCGGCUGCAUGCUGGAAUAUCUGAAAGGGAAGACAUACGAACAAGAGGAGAAGCCCUCUGUUGAGGUCUCUCUUUUUUUUUUUUUCUUCCCUAAAUUAAUUCAUAUUAUAAACUCAAAAUGAGGAUCAUACAGCUACAACUGUAUUUUUAUUUUUUUUUUAUGUAUUCAGGGUUCCUGCUCAUUCUUCUUGUCACAACUCCACACGUUUCUGGACUCACCUCAACACAGUUCUCAUUUUUGCAAAGUUCACUCUCUACUUACUUCAGACAUUUUAUUUUAUUGAGGUCAAGCUUUGGAAAAGGAGAGCUGCAAAAAAAACAACAAAAAAAACACAGAUCCCAAGCACGGACGGAUGCAGCGUUUAGACAACGGGACAGCAAAUAAAGUCUGGAGACAGAAACUUUUUUUUUUUUUUCCAGAAUUUAUUUAAUUUUUCCAUUUUUCCAGCGUAGGAACCCUGUGAGUGACUCCAUCGUUGUUGUGAAGUACUGUACACAAUAGCUUUACCUUUUUGACAGUAGCUGAAUGGGCUCUGCAAACACACAUUUUGCCAUUGCUGGUGUCCCAACCUUUCAGGCCAGUGCGACCACUCCGCCCUGGUGGUCAUCGUAUUAAGAACCGCUGCUUUCGCUUUGUAUGUCGUUAAAGGAAAAAAAAAAAAGAAAAGAAAAAAAGAGGAAAAUUUGGAUUUCACUUUAUAAUCUCCUUUCAGUAUUCUGUUAACAUCCUAGUCAUCACUGUGAAAGCAGGCUGAUUUUAUUGUUUUUUUUUUCUUUUAUAUUUAUGAAGGUACAUUGAAAAGAAUGCAUUUUUUGAAUAUGUUGUGGUUCUACUUUUUAAAAGAAAAACACCUGUAGAGUCAGAGUUUAGUGGGUGACUCAAGCUGCUUCAGACUCUUCUUUUUAAAUUUUUUUAGUGCAAACCUGCAACCCCCCCCCCCCCCCUUCCUCCUUAGAUGACCCACACAGCUUUAGCCUGUUGACCCUCAAGAGGACUUUCAAUUAAACUGACUUUUCUUUUCUUUUUUAUUAUUUUAUUUGUUUUGUUUGGUUGCCCUUUUCCCAGCUACCUCGACUGUAAAGUAUUCUCAAGCUGUUCUGCCUUCUCCCAGCUUGCCCUGCCAAUCAUGCCAGCAUCUGUCUGCUAUGUAACCUUAACAGAGACGAUGGACUUCGGUGCAGAAGAUGCAAUGCAUUCCUCAGUCAGGACAGUUUAUGUUACACUACAACCAAACCAGUGCUGACUAAAGCAUGACCCCCCCCUCCCCCCAAACCCUGCCUCUGAACUCAACUUUACUUUCUUCCUCUCUCUGUGUCCUCAUCAGCCUGUUUUAUUUUAUUUUAUUUUUUCAUUGUAUAGCAUGACUUAAUAAAUGCAGGGAGUUUUAUUGCACAAAAAUACAGAGCCUUGCGCGCCCCUAGUGUUCAAACGGGGUAACUUCAGAAGGCUUUGGAAUUUUUUCUACUACUGAGCAGGAUUCUUCUUACUGAUGGAUGAUGAAGACUUUAUGAAAAUAAAAAAUAACUACGCAUGACUAUUGCAGGAUGUCAAACAAUAAAUAAAAAAAGGAAAAUUGGAUUUAGUAAGCUUGCCUGCUACAUUUUGAAAGUCAUGACACCCUAACUUUUUUUUUUUUUUUUUAACAAUGCUGCUUGUUUUGUGUCUUUUCUAAUUAAUGAUUUUUUUAAAGCCUGCUGCUUCACAGCAACACUGGUUCAACUCAUGAGAAGCUUUUUUUUUUUCUUUUUUAAGUGUGUUUUAUUUGCGCGUGAGCCUGGCAUGUGUUUGUGUUUGUGUUUGCUUCUCAUGGGGGCCCGUGUGACUGGCUUUCAAACAGUCAUCAGCCAGACUGAGAAACCUCCCUGGAAUAAUCAUCCGGAAUCCAAUAACAAAAGCUCCACUACGACAAGGUAUAGAUUCACAUCAGGCAACAAAUAAAAAUAUGCAUCGCUUGUGUUUAAACUUGAUCUUUCUUUUUUUUUUUU
Messenger RNA from Poecilia reticulata (guppy), 4316 nucleotides. RefSeq names its product NOTCH regulated ankyrin repeat protein a (gene nrarpa). Gene Ontology annotation, cellular component: cytoplasm. NCBI's taxonomy places the organism in Eukaryota, Metazoa, Chordata, Actinopteri, Cyprinodontiformes, Poeciliidae. Gene Ontology annotation, molecular function: phosphatase regulator activity; enzyme inhibitor activity; protein binding. The record is from RefSeq and is a predicted model, not a curated record.